Molecule: messenger RNA, 4337 nt
Organism: Trichogramma pretiosum
Lineage: Eukaryota; Metazoa; Arthropoda; Insecta; Hymenoptera; Trichogrammatidae
Gene: Sap130
Product: histone deacetylase complex subunit SAP130-B
Exons: 10
Coding region: 1499-4222 (907 amino acids)
Biological process (GO): negative regulation of transcription by RNA polymerase II
Cellular component (GO): Sin3-type complex
Source: RefSeq, a predicted model, not a curated record
CUCUCAUAGAGUGGCUCACCAGUCGGCAGCCCAGCAGCAGCAGCAGCAGCAGGCAGUCCAGCAAAAUAUAUAUAUAGGAGAGGCGACGUGCAUCCUCCCCGACGCGACAUCCUCCGACUGCACCUCUAGGCCGAGGAGUCCUAGAGCAGCUGCAGCAGCCCGUCUAGCCGUCGAAGAGACAACAGCAGCAGCAGCCAGUUAUCUCGAUACGACUCUGUGAUACCACUAAAAAAAAAAAAAAACUCGGUGCGGUUGCCCGUCUGUCUGUGCGUACUCGUGGAAAAAAGUGUUGUGUCAAGUUCUAGACGACGCGCUGUGCUCUUCCGAAAUCUUCCUCUCUCGUGCAUUCGAACGACCGAAUGAUCAACCAGUGAAAACAUUAUACACACUACGAGUGUGCCGUGAUUAUCGUCACCUUACUGUGCGUUAAGCACCACAACAAAUCCACGCGUCCGCGAGUGUUUUUUCUGUGUUGUUGUAUACGCGUGCUUCGAAUCCAAGCAUCAUAGUCGUCGUCGUCGCAAUUACGAGACGGUGCAGCAUUUAUUAUUGAAGCCUCCCGAGCAGCAUCGGACGAGCUUCGUGUUCGGUCGACGACGUUUCAAAUUCAUUGCCAUUGAGAAUCACUGUGUUGCUCUUCUCGGCGUUAACCUAGCUACCUUCUUUAUCAAGAUUGGCAAAGUAAAUAUUGCGGGGCACGCGCGUCGCUCUCCGUACAGUUUUCUGCCUCUCUCUCUCUCUCUUCUGUGUGUGUGCGUGAACACUCGUACCAAUACUCAUACACGCUCGACAGCAGCAGCAGCAAUAACGCGUCCGGCUACAGCCGACUCUUCCGCACGCUUUUCAUGACUGAAAGUCGCUGAAUACCCUCCUCGCGUCGAGAGGCUGUGGACCGGCCGACGAUGUCUCGUUGUUGAGGCCUGCAGUGCAGCACCAGGAAGACUCCGCUACACAUACUGAUUCAUCAACCGAAGCCGUGUUUCGCGCGUUCGAACGUGCGUGUGUGUGUGCGUGUGCUUGUGUAAAUACAGAAGAAUAAUAUCGUACGGUGCAUCAGCGUGUUGGCGUCUCCUCGCGUAUUUUUUUCCGCCGAGAAAAAUAUGCCACCGAGCGGGCCCUGCCGAGAACAUUUGUGUAUUCUCAGAGACUCCUAUCUUGCUCAUCACUCGAGACUAUUUCUAACUUGAGCCUCGUUGUACAUGUAUACGCUCCCGUGUAAUAUGUAAAUUAUCUCCUUAUCGUACCGAUCUAAGCGUACCAAGAGCUGUAUAUAUAUAUAUAUAAAGAAAAGUUAUAUACUUGUACAUUUUUACCUUAUACAUAGUAAUUUAUACGUUAUAAAUAUUAAGUAUCGAGCGUGAUAAAGAGUUAGACUCGGUUCGUUCUUUUUUAUCGUAUACACAUAACUGACAUUCUACGCUCCGUGUGCGGUGUAGAGCUCGGCGUUCGAUUUGUAAAUCGUUGAAUAAUAAUAAAUAAGUGAGAGCCCGACGAAAACAUGAGUUCCGCGAACAGUGCCAACAAUGCCAGCAAGGAGGCGGCAUCGUCCGAGAAGCCCCAAGAGACUGGCGGCAACGUGCAAACGAUAGCCCAGAACUUGACUGCCAUGACCGUGCACAGUCUCCAGAGCGUCCAGGGUACCGUCUCGGCUGGUGGCAUCGUCGGCAAGACCCUCUCGCUGGAUCUCAACAAUUCCAAGCUGCUCAUGAAGCCCGCGAAUAACGUCGUCGGCUCGAGCUCCGACUCAAAAAUCACGAGCACGUUUUGUCCAGUGCCUGGUCAAACAGUUAGAAUUAUAGCACCUACUAUGAUAAACGUGGAGCGACAAGCUCAAACUCAACUGCAGCAAGGUGGUCAAACGACUCAACAAAUUGUCACUAGUAUUCCAUCAACUUUUCAUGUUCCUCGAGGACCAGCAGCAGUAGCAAACAUAUCUACACCCAGAGCCACUGUUGCGACACCUCUAAGGACUUUGUCGCAACCAAUAUCAAUCAGUAGACCUGGUACAGUGAAAUUGACUCCAUUCCAAGGAUACCCAGCACGUAUUUCUGCAGUUGAUUUUAGUAAACCGAAGAUUGUUAACGUAGAUCGGACAAAUACAACGGUUUCAAAUACAGUUCAGUGGCAGCCCAAGGGUUCUGUUGUAUAUGCAGCACCUCAAAGAACGGAUACCGGACCACGACAUACAGUUCCUGUAGUCAGUCGUCAAGGCACGCGUCCAGCUGUUUUCACUGCAAUUGCUCAGCAAACGUCCCAGCCACAAGCACAAUCUAUGACCCCUCAGAUUCAAACCCAACCUACUCCAUCUCAACCGCGCUUGAUAAAUCAAACUCAAGUGUCUAUGGGUGGGCCAAUUCAAAGAACUGUUGUUACUAGUAUACCAACAAAAUUAGUGACACCAGUGUUGCAACCAACAAGAUUACCAACACCUCCUACUAGACCGCCGACUCCACAAGUUAUAACAAAUGUAUCUGCUCCAACCAGAAAUAUUCAGACAAACCAAGUAGGACGAACAGCAGGUGGCUCCACCAUUAACCGUAUAGCGGUGGCAACUUCGGUCAUCGGCGCUCCAAACCGCGUGGUCGUUACCACAGUUCAAACCAACGUGCCGAGACAGUUAACCAUAAACACUGCGCCAGGCACCACCAGCUCAGUCAGUCGAAUCUUCGUGCCACAAGCAUCACAACAGACACAGCAGCAACCACAAUCUCAACAACAAAGUGGCACCAGAAUCGUUCAAGCAGUGGCACCGUUGGCUAACUUUAGCCAAGUAUCGCGAGUCAUUGCCACGACAUCAACGAGCGUGGGCGCACCGGGAAAUGUCACGCGCGUAGCUCAGACGGGACCUGCCUCGGUCGCACGCAUCACCGGCAUGUCGCUGCACCAGAUGCCGCUCGCGCCCACGCGCACCCCGCUCAAAGUCACGACCCAGGGAGGCACACAGACUCUGCAAACCGUCCAAUUGAAAACGGCGAACGUGGCGAUGCAGCCGCAGACCCAAGUGCAAGUCCAGGUAUCGCAGCAGUCGCAACCGCAACAGCAGCAUCAAUCGGCCAUGGGUUCGAGGUCCAUGGGUGGUAGUUCCGGUGUCGUUGUCACGACGGUCGCGCAAACCGGUCAACAACAACAAUCGGGACAAACGCAAUACGUGCAAUCUUCACCGCAUCCGACCACCUAUUUCUCUAUCGAACCCUCAGGAGCGUACUCGCCGUAUCGUCAAUCAUCCGUACAGCCCGUGAGAUUAGUCGUAGAUCAAGGUUACGAAGAACCACUCACAAAGACAAAUGCAUCACCGAGGCCCAGCAUACUUAGGAAGCGAGAUAUCGACACGAGUUUGGCGCCGAAAGGAGCAGCGAAAAAUCUAGUUCCAGUUUUGGCGUCUCUUCCAUCCGCGUCGAAUGCACCGAGCCCGCCUUCCUCGCCGAAGUGCGAUCGCGAUAAUGGAAAUCAGAGUACGGGGUCUACUACUGAAUCUGCCACGUCGUCACCUGGUCCAGACGAUGAGCCCGAAAGGUCGCGUAUCAUCAUCAAUCCUCAAGUGGAAAUGUCGCCCAGGAAGAAACCGCGUAAACAACAAUUAGCCGGCGUCGAAUUGACGGAAUCGCGCUGUCACGUUGAAGAUAUGCAGUUUAUUACCGAAGAAAAAAUUCACAGGAAAGAAGUCAAAGAGGAACCUAGAGAGAAACAAGCGGAGAAACGCUCAAACUCUCAUUUAGACUCGAAGACGCCACAGACGCCGACGAGUAAACCAAAAUAUACUCGGAUAAGUAUGCUAGAGGGUGUAGCCUGGAAGGAUAAGUGGGGAAAACGAUUUAAUCAUUUCAAACGUCAUAGCGAUGUGCGAGCAAAAGAGGAGAAAAAACCUACGGUUUCUGAUAUAGCUCAACAAAAACAGGUUUUACAAAGAGUUCACGGUUGGAAACUGUAUCACUUGAAAACCCAAAUGGAAGAAAUGGCCGAAGUAGAAAAAUCGGUUUUUGAUAAAUUGAAAGCUACUUUGGCGGUAUUAGAAUCUCAACAGACGAAAGGGAAAAAAGACGAUGGCUUAGAAAAAGCCAUGGAGCUAAUUAAAGGAAAUACACAAAGAAGUAAUUUAAUAAACGAAGGCCUGUCUGAUGCCCGCAAACAACUUACUACCAUACUUGGACAUAAGGAUAACGUAGCAGAAUUAUUACAAAGAUGUGGCAAUAAAAGGCCACAGAAAAAAAGAGAUAAUAAAUAAAUGUGAGAAAUCAAAUUUAAUGUAAGAGAGUUUAUUAAAUGUGCGUGUUCAUCGAGAAUGUUAUUUUUAUUAAAAAUUAUAUAAGAACUAAAAUAAAAAAUUCUGAAACUUGAAA